UUGACCCAGGAAAGACAAUGGCAUGCCUCUCUCUUGGGUCUCUGCACCAUCUUCCUGCUUUUGGUCCUUGUCCAUUUGCUUUUUUGCCUUAAAGUCUACAGCUGUAGGUUACACUGGAUGUCAGCUUACAUUGUGAAAAAUGGACUGCAUGGGUAUUUUAAUUCUUGCCAUGCAACCUCACCCUACAAACUUAGCAGAACUUAGACCUGCAUACUGGCACCUAUUUUUCCCCAAGACAUUUUUCUUUUAUGUCUAAAAAUUGAAAGUACACCAGGUAUCCCUGAUAAUGUCCAAGAUUUUGUUCUCUCUGGGAUUUUCUCCUCUACAAAAAAUGCCCAAAACAAAACGAAAAAUCCCACAGAAACCUCCCACAAAAAUAAAAAAAAGAAGUCUGCAUCUCUUCUGGCUUACUUACUUCUGACCCUUGUCACAACAAACAACACAGAUAGGCUGAUUUUAUGAUUAUGUGGCCAAAUGAGUGCCUGCUCUGUUUCUCCAGGGAAAUUUAGUUAUUAGGAAAAGUGAAAUACUGUUUCAGACUUAUUUGCAAUAGAUGCAGGGAGCUGGCUCUUGUGUGCCCUUCCAAAAUAUUUGUGAUGCAUCUUAAGCAAUGGGUUUCUUUUUUGCUACUGACCCAGCAGUCCUGGAGGUCAGUGGGGAAUCUCUCUGCUUCCUCUUGAGACUGAGAUGCUUUUCUCUGUCCUGUGUGUUGCAGGGAGGUGUGUGGCACAGCCCAGCCUGGAGAUCUCCACCUGGAGAUUGCAAAUUACGUGGAAAACUUCCCUCUCCCUUUGCUCUACAUUUCACUCCUGUGGCUUGAUGACAUCUAGCAGGGCCCUUCCCUCUCUCGUUUUUAUGCCAAGCUUGGCAGUACUCAAGUGCCCUUCUUGGGCUGAAUUUUCUGCUGCAAAAUCUCAGUGGUUCUUCCCAGCUUUUAGCAAAUCUUUUCCCAGAUGCUUAACUUUGCCUUUAUUUCUUCACAGAGGAGAAGCUGAGAUCUUCUUUCCCACAGCAAGAUACUUUGUUUUUCUGGGGUAUUCCCUCAUAUAUCAUGUAUCAAAAAUCUAUCCAAGAGUGUCUUCUGCUGUUCCCCCUCCUUUUAGUUGAGAUCCCUUCUGGUGAUGCAGGCAAAGCACUGAGAAUGUUGUGAAGACCGAGACAAUGUUUUCAAAGCCUGGAGACUUGAAAAACCUAUUUUGAGCUAUAACACAUGCUACUGGACAUAUGGAACAGCUGAGGGGACUUACACCAGGACUAUAAAUGUUCUGCAGAUCUUUAUGUCCCUGACUCAGUGGGUGGGUUUCCUAUAGGAACCAAAAGCUGGGGAGAAGUGGAUACAAUGCAAAUCGCUAAUGUUCAUUACUUUCCUGCGGAACAUUUGCUACAGAGAAUUUGUAAUAGCAAAUCUUUGGUGGAAUAGGGCUCAUGGUAGCCAGAAAGGUAGCCUAAACAACAGCCCUGAUGUAGGAAGAAGGUCACACUGACCUGUGGCCACCUUUAGACUAGAGUUUUUAGAGAUCUAUAUAAAUUUGAGAAUCCCAGGCCAGUAUGUAAACUCUUUAUUGGUUUAUUGGUAUAUUUUACUAUCUGAAAUACUUUUGUCCUGAAGGAGGUCUGGAUUCUAUGCAGUCUGGCCUAGUCAAAAGUAAUCCCAUAGUCCCCUGUUCUUCACUUGUCUUCUUUGUCAUCUGCCUUCCUCUUCCUUCUGUUCUCCUCUCUAGCAGUCAGGUUUCACUAUUUAAUGCUUCAUUUCCCAGCAAACUUUGUUCCUCUGCACAUUUUUCCAAAUUCUAAAGCAGCCCUUCUUCUACUAGCACCACUGGCCCGAGCGCUGCAUGAGCCAUAGUAAUUGGUGUUGCCUGCAGGGACAUUUCAUAUUCCUCCCAUCUCUCCUGGUCCCAGCUUACAGCCAAGUGCUACACAACCAUUCUGUCUCCUUCUCCCAGCAGUCUUCAGCAAAGGGGCUGCAUGAUGCACAUUCACAUGCAGGCUUUGCAUGCUGCUUUGAAUUCAGGUAUGUUGCUCACAGAUCUCAUGCAGCACAAGGAGCUGGAGGAAGAUUAGCUUGUCUGUAUGCCAUGGGGCCUUUCUCUUCAUGCUUCAAAAUGCCUGGCUCAGCUGGCAGUCAAGCUGGACUCUAUUCUUCAACUGUGUCCACCCCCAAGUCCACUGCAGGGAAUUUUAUUUGCCUGAUUCACUGUUGGCUUACUAGCAAAAUAUCAUAGCAUCACUUAUCUUUCCCUCUCCACUUCAGAGUGGCACUGAUUGUACAUGGACAUGCCAACUAGUUUUUCCUGGUUUCUUCUUUGGUGCCUCCUGCCAUGUAAUCCCCAAUAUGUGUCCCCAACCUGUCAGAGUGGUGACACUGUCUGUGCCAACACAUGGUGAUCCCUGCUCCCAUUGCUGUUCCACAACACAACAGUUCCCUAAGUGCAGCUCUACAAUGCCAGCGAUGCAUCAUAUGCCAUGUACAAAGCUGCAGAGCACUGCAGUGUGUAUAACCUUCUGCAGGAUUGCAUUGCAGGCCUGACUGCUGAACCAAGACACUCCCAGUUUACCUCCUGCUCUGUUCUCCUCACCUCUGUGGAGAGGUAUUCAGUGGCUGUCAAGUUUUUCCUGGUCUCAGUCCAUCUGUGCAAUGGUCUCUAUGAUUUCACUGGGGACUCUGCAAAGUUGUACGGUCUUACACCAUCACACAGCCCUGUGUAAGCUCUUGCUUGCUCUCCCUCUGUUUCUGUGCAUGAGUUCUAUAUACAGUUAUAAAGGCAGCAGGAACAAGUCAUAGAAUCAUAAAACCUUAAGGCUGGGAAAGAACUGAUAUCAUUGAGUCCAACCUUCGACCAAACAGCACUGAUUGCUUAAACUUACCUCUCCUGUGUCCUAUUGCUUGAUUUUAGGGGACCUUAACAAAGGCACAUUAAUUGCAUCUCAGUACUAGAUCUGGUGAUAGUGUGCAAUCAAGUCUGUAUUUAGCCCAUGCCACCAACUAAUCAGAACAUUUCAGUUGGUAACUCACCCCACACUAGGUUCUUCCUAAAGAAGAUUUUCACAUACUGUGGAGAAAUCCCUGGCCCAGUGCAUUUUCAAUGAUUUGAGGUUCCAGCCACAAGUGGAGACUGGUAUCGAUGGAAGAAAGUAUGCCUUGAAUAUAGACCACCCUGGACUCAUAAGCAGCAUUGUCAUUGGGGACGUUGGAAAAGAAGGUAUUGAGAACAAGAGAUGGACCCUAAAAAGGAGAAAGAGGAUGAGGGGAUGUGAGAGGAGGAAGAGGAGAGGGUGAACCCUUGGUAAAAGGGAAAAAAUUGGAGGUAGAUUUCUUGCAGGGGGAGAUAAGGGGCUAUAGGCUGCCACUCAACUGCUGCAUUCAUAUUGGAGAGCCACAGUCCUCACCCCAGUUCCGUGCUGGAGCUGCAGCCAGCACAGACAGGGUCCUGUAGCUCUCACACACCAGAGUGCAGGGCAGAGGUCUCCAAUUUGCUGUGUUUUGACCCAGAGCCAGAAUUAGGAGGACAGCAGUCUGACAGCCCAGAGCUGUGUUGCACUGUGAUGCUUCAGCCCGAGUCAGUGUUAGUCUGAGCAUCUUUGAUGCAUGUUACUGCUCAGUGGAGACUGGUCCCAGGGCUGGGCAGUAAUUUUGGCCAGAGCUUGCUCCAUGUAGGUAGACAAAAAUGUUUUUUCAUGCUCUGUUAAUGGUCAUUCUAGUGCUGGUUCAAAAUUUUUUGAAUUUACAGCCUAGAGCAGCUGAAUUGUUCCUGUACUUAAAUUAGCUGAAGGCCAGCAAUCUUGAAACCUCUCCCGUGUUACCCUCUCUUCCUCUCCUCCCUUUGGCACUCCUCCACAGAAGGAGCAAAGUGCACAUGCCAUCUUUGUGAAGGAAAUCCUGGGUGAUUUGGGGGAAGGGCGAUGCUUCCUUCUUCUGUAGUGAUAAAAGGGAGUGAUUUGCAAGUAAAAGAAGAAGGAAGGACAAGAAGAAAAGGAAUGUAAGAGUAAAACCUAAUGUUUCCCCUUACCCAGCCUCUUCACUCAACAACACCCCACCUCUAAAGGCACUAAGAUCUAAAUACAAGGAAAAAAAAGUGUUGUGUGUCUCUGCAGUGCUGCUGAUGCCUUGCCAAGGAAGAGCCAGGAAGUUGCUUAGGUGGAGGAAGGUUUUGAGCCACAAUGGGGUGAAACACCAGCGUUUCCUUUCCAUUCUUAUUGUGCUCCAGCUGCUGGCAAGCACGGCUGUGCUUAGGUGGGAGUGGGAAAAGCAGAGCUGUUCGAGAGAGUUUGUUCAGGUUGUGUCCAUGCCAAAGGAGUGUAUUUGAACAGAGUCCCCUGGGGCAUGAACUGCUGAGCACCAGGCUCGGCCUGGCAGGAGUGAGUGCCAGAGGCAGAGCAAGAUUCCAUUACACAGGAUUGGCACAUCAGCCUUGGCGGGUGAUACACGCCUGAGGCAGAGGUAAAACUCCACAGAGAGAUGAGUUACAGUCUGAGCUCGCUGUUGCCCAGACACAAACAGGGAUGGCAGGAGCCCAGGGGAAGGAUGCAGGGGGUUUGUGCUGGUAGAGCAGGCCAGAGCGGCAGUUUGCUGGGUCAGCAACUCUGAGUUGGAAGAAAAAUUAUUCCUGCUCCCUGUCAGCACUUCAUGGAGAUUCAAAAUACAUUUCCCAGAACUGUCCCUACAUAUGUUAGCAAGAAGGCCACUGUUUGCAUAUUUUGCUGCAAGAAAGUGUGGCAACUGAUGUGACACUGAACGGUGAGCCUGGGUGGUGGAUGUCCUGAAGGGAAUGCUGUGAAGUACAGCGCUGAGGUUAUGCUUCCUGUCUCCGAGGAAGCUUGCAGAAAAGAGCCAGGACUGGAAGCUGGCUGAGUACCAGCCGCAGGGCUGAGGUCAUGUGCUGCAGUGCCCUUCGUUACUGCAUCCUCAUUGCAGGAACAGCGAGCUGGGAAAACUACAGUUCCCAUCACCCUUUUGUGCAUGAACCUGCGAAACUACAGUUCCCAGAACCUUUUAAUGAGCCAGAGAGGACGUCUGUGGAAAUAAACGCCGACGAUUUUUGCAUAACACCCUGCACCUCCGGAGUGCUGACUGGCCCAUGGUCUGUGAAAACGGGAACAGAGGAAAAGCCAGGGAGUGUCAGCUCUGCGGAGCUGUCGCUUUGCCCACCCCAAUAGCUGCAGUGAUAUCCUCCAGCGCCGAGAAACCUUCCUCCUCUCAGGACUCCCCUGGUAGUCACAGGGAAGAUCCUGGUUCCCGGGAAACACGGCUGCUGCGGAGGGAGAGGCAGAUAAACUACAGAUCCCGGCAUUCUCCGACAGGCAGCACCUGCGGCAGUCCCUGCACGCCGUGGGGGAGGUGGGGGUGAGGAUGAGGAUGGAGGGCAGGGAGGAGAUGCAGGACGCUGUGGGGCUACGCUGCACCUGGGACAUUCCGCCACCCGCUGGCACCCAGGCCAAGUGGGUGAGGCUCAAUGUGGGGGGCACCGUCUUCCUCACCACCAGGCAGACCCUGUGUCGGGAGCAGAAAUCUUUCCUGUGUCGUUUGUGCCAGGGCGAGGAGCUGCAGUCGGACCGGGAUGAAACUGGUGCAUACCUAAUAGAUCGGGACCCCACUUACUUUGGACCGAUUCUGAAUUUCCUCCGUCAUGGGAAGCUGGUCCUGGAUAAAGAUAUGGCUGAAGAGGGGAUCCUUGAAGAAGCCGAGUUCUAUAACAUUGGUCCUUUGAUCCGAAUAAUCAAGGAUCGAAUGGAGGAGAAGGACUACACAGUGACACAGGUACCUCCUAAGCAUGUCUACCGUGUGCUGCAGUGCCAGGAAGAGGAGCUCACUCAGAUGGUUUCCACUAUGUCAGAUGGAUGGCGCUUUGAGCAGCUUGUGAACAUUGGCUCAUCCUAUAAUUAUGGGAAUGAGGAUCAAACAGAAUUCCUGUGUGUGGUCUCCAAGGAGUUGUACAACUCCCCCAAUGGCCUGAGCUCUGAGCCCAGCCACAAAGCCAAGAACACAGAGGAGGACCUGGAGGAGGAAGAGCAGGAGGUGGAGGAGGAGGCAGAGGCAGAAGCAGAAGCAGAGGAGAAAGACUGUCCAUCUAUUCGGGAUUGUGCUAAACUCUCUUCCUGUGGACCCUCCCUUCUGCUCCCUUCCGUGUCCAUCCCAGCACUGUCAUCUACCUCCCACAUUGCCCCACUCGCCAGCCUCCAGCAUCCUUUCCUCUGCUCUCUUUGUCCCUCAGGGCUCAGAGUGGUCUCUGCCCAGGGCCCUGUUUCUCUCUGCUCCUCACUUUUCCUCCUCUGCAGGUAUGUUACCUGUCUGCACUCCCAGCUCCUGCCAGCCUGAGCUCUGCAUGAGUGACUCACUUCCCUCUUGUGGCUGUUACAAGCCAGAGAUCUGAGGAUGUGAUCUGAACACUCUGCUCCAGCCUUUUCAUUUUUUGUUUAUAUCUUUAUUUUUGUACUGCAGUGUAUGGCAGCCCCUUGUCCCACAGUGACGCCCCCGGCCCCCUUCACUCUUCACAUGCAGCCAUUUUUUUUUUACAAACUCAACUCGGAGGGCUGAGCUUCCAGCCCUGGAGGAGGGCAGAUGCUCCAUAGAGCUCCCGAGCUGCUGUAGGAGCGGGAGCCCACAGCCCCCUCCUAUGCCUGGCAGUUUGGCUUUCCUUAAUGUCACAGUGGCCCCUGGUGGGGACAUCAGCGACCAGCCACUGCAGCCUGCGGUCCCUUCCUGAGCACCCUGGAUGCAAUUGAGGACCGAGGUGGUGGCAGCUGUGGAAGAACCAGCCCUUGCCCUUUCACUGUUGCAGGCAACAGGUGUGGGCUUGUGGCCUGGGGACAAAUGCAGAGCCAUCGUCCUUUCCUGGGUCACCUGUAUCGCUCGGAGGUGUCCCUGUGCUGGGUAUCACGUUCCUUGGUGCCUCCCUCCCUGUCCCCCAAAGCAGCUCUGUGCCAGCAGUGUGAGGAGGAGAAUGAUGUGCUGCCUGUGUACCAGGAACAUGCUGGCAACCUGAUGUUGUGUCAGCCAGCACCAAGCAGAUCCCAGUUUUGGGGAGUGGGGUGUUUGCUUCACUGCUGUGUCUGAAGACUCCUGAAUAAAAUUCACAGUCUGUUCCUC
Molecule: messenger RNA, 7087 nt
Organism: Taeniopygia guttata (zebra finch)
Lineage: Eukaryota; Metazoa; Chordata; Aves; Passeriformes; Estrildidae
Gene: KCTD17
Product: potassium channel tetramerization domain containing 17
Biological process (GO): positive regulation of cilium assembly; proteasome-mediated ubiquitin-dependent protein catabolic process; protein homooligomerization
Cellular component (GO): cytoplasm; Cul3-RING ubiquitin ligase complex
Molecular function (GO): cullin family protein binding
Source: RefSeq, a predicted model, not a curated record